AUGGCAUUGCGAAGGCAUAAGGAAUCUUCUCUUGACCUUUGUGCACGAGCUACUACGCUAGGUAAUACUAUUUCAAUACGACUUUUGGAGUACAUCUCUACGGUCAAAAAUCGACCACAUGGACUAGUUGAACUUGCGUCCGAGUUUCUCAAGAUCUGUCAGACUACCUGGUCUAUCGAAACAGGCUUGAAGGAAGCCAAAAGGGUCAACGCUACUAUUCCUGCUACCAUGGUGCACGACCUCGACACGAAGCUUCAACAAAUAGCUGACGACUUCCUCGCUUUGAACCAGAUGCUGGAGAAGCUUUUAGAGUAUGAGAAUAAAGGUCGGCGGAACAUUUUGCAGAGGGGGUGGCGUACGAUGUUUGUCGACACCGAUGUCGGGAGGUUCCGAGAAUGCCUAGGAAAGCGGUCGGAAGCUCUGAGAAGCAGCGCCCAGGAAUUCAAAUGGCCAACCGGGAUCCAGAAACCUUUCGACUCAUUAGGGAUUGGAUACACUGGUCUGGCAGCUGCACUUAACGCAAUCGAUCCAAAAAUAAUUCCUGCAGCUCCCACCACUUCGUCAUCAUCCAUGCAUGAAAGAUUGGACUCGAUGCUUCAUCCUACCAAAACAAGCACGCCAUCAGGAUCUUCCACGACCCAAGUUGACACACACACUGCCUCCUCUAUCACGACACUUGAAACGGACCUGGAGAAGGAGGGCCUCCUUCAAUCCUGUAACUCGAAACAAGUCACGAAGCCAACCAUGGCGACCUCCGUUCAAUCUACGUUUGUUGGCGCUAACCAAGAUUUCUCAGUCGGAGGUAGAAAGUCCCUUGAAACUCUUAAUUCCAUCUCGGAAAUUCCACGGACGAUGCAAGAAAUCCAGCUUCAGGACCCACUGUUGAAGAUUGUCCGAGAUAGGGCAACCUCGAACUCCACGCUCAAGGUCACCCCCAAACAGACAGCUGGUUCAACAUCUGCAAGCUUGAGAGCGGCUCUUGUCGGAGCUAUCCAACAACAAAAUUACAAAAUGGUUGAAAGGCUACUGGAUGUUGGUGUACCUGCGAGUGCUAGUGGAGAUUACAAUCCUCUGCGAGAGGCUAUUGCUUGCCGAGAUGUGAAUAAUGUUCGCCUACUACUGCUGUACGGCGCGGAUCCCAAUGAGAAGACUGGGCCGGAUGCUUCCACUCCCCUCCACGCGGCGACGCAGAAAGGAUUCGUCGAAGGGGCUGAAAUACUAUUGAAGGGUGGUGCAGAUCCAAACAUUCAUACUGGUCCGGAUGGCGACUUGCCUCUCUCACUGGCGGUUUUUGAGGGUAACAGUGAGCUUGUCAAGCUCUAUCUCACUCACGGAGGUGAAGUAAAUAAUCUCGACUCCGACGGCAACACUAUUCUUCUUAAGGCUAUAACGAAGAAGUGCUCAGUGAAACUUGUAGAUCUCCUGAUUCAACAUGGCAGCGACCCCAAUGGCAAGAACAGCGAAGGCCAGACCGCCCUGUUUGGAGCCAUCCAAGCAAAAAGGUUAGACCUUGUGACAUUCUUACUUUCUCGGGGGGCUGAUCCGAACUUACCUGGUCCGAAGCACCCUCUCUGGCCUGCAACAUACCAACCAAGAAUCCUUCAGGUCCUUCUUGAUAACAAGGCCGAUUGCAGGAAGUGCCCUGGUAUCCUUGAGCUCGCAACUAGUAUCAACAACCUAGAAUCGGUAAUGCUGCUAUUAGAUGCCGGAAUGGACCCGAACACCAAAAAGGAUGGCAUCUACACUCCUCUUUGCAGCGCUAUUCGUGACGACCGGGGAGACCUUGUGACCCUUCUCCUUGCCAAUGGUGCCGAUCCAAACGUCUGCGCAUCCGAAUACCCGGCCUUCAAAUGCGUUACGCAUCAUCGUACGCACAUCCUCCCACAGAUUAUUGAUGCAGGAGCGGACCUUCAUCACCCUGAUGGUAUCGUGGAGAAAGCCAUUGCGCACAAUAAUAAGGAUGCCCUGCUAUAUCUCCUUGAGCGGGGGGCUAGUCCAAACGGGAAAAGUACCGACGGAUAUACGCCCCUAACGACAGCUAUUCGCGAUAGCCGCAACGAGUUUGUAGAUAUUCUACUCGCAAAUGGUGCUGACCCAAGUAUUAGAGGCCAGAAUUGGCCAAUUUGUAUGGCAGUCAAGCAACCCUGCAUACUUAAGAAAUUGCUUCCAGCUGUGCAUAACCCUCGCGCCGUCAAGGGUGUGAUGGAAAUGGCGGUCGUUGCGAACGAAAUGGACAGUAUCAAGCUCCUAUUGGAGGCCGGAGUUAGUGUUGAAGACAAGAAUGGAGGCGUGUUCUCGCCGCUAACCACUGCAAUUCGAGAGCACAGAAAGGAGAUCGUCCGCUUCCUGCUGGACGCUGGCGCAGACGUUAACGCUCCUGGUGAACAUUUGCCCAUUAUAAAAGCUAUCCGGAGAUAUCAAGGCGACCCACAAAUUAUUGAGACUCUACUCGAUAGGGGGGCAGACGUCAAUUUAAUGUAUCGUGGCUGGAAUGCUGUUCUUCAGGCUGUAGAGAACGGCGAUGCGGAUCUCUUGCGGCUCAUAGUAGAAAAAGGGAACGGGGUCGACUUGCUCCUAACGGACGAUUCCGGGAGAACCGUUAUGGACAUUGUGACCGAGCGGGGAUGGGAUGAAGCAGUGAGCAUCUUAAUCGGUGACGGAGGAAGGAAAGAACGAGAUGCGCGAUCCUCCCUGCAAGAGGUGGUUUGA
This is a messenger RNA of Exophiala aquamarina CBS 119918, 2709 nucleotides long. RefSeq lists its product as uncharacterized. The transcript has a single exon. Bases 1 to 2709 code for a protein of 902 amino acids. The record is from RefSeq and is a predicted model, not a curated record. Gene Ontology annotation, molecular function: protein binding. NCBI's taxonomy places the organism in Eukaryota, Fungi, Ascomycota, Eurotiomycetes, Chaetothyriales, Herpotrichiellaceae.